CAACCAUUCCCCGCCCCGUUCCAGCCGUGCUUCACAGCCAUUGGCUGACUCGCGUGAUCUGGGUCAGGUAUUGGUCAACCGGGACGCCUCUCGGGAAGAGUUCCCACCCUCCCGUGUAGGUUGAUCCACAGUCAUUCACCUGGCUGUUAAGGCUGACAGGAUUUCGUGGCUGUCUCCAUCCCCAAGGCUACGUGGACGCCCUUCCCAGGAGCACAUACCCAGUGUCCUCUGGGGACUAGUGGAGCCAACUUGAGGACUCACUGACCAUGACCUCUAUAAAGGAGCAGGCAGCAAUUAGCCGCCUCUUGAGUUUUCUACAAGACUGGGACAAUGCUGGCAAAGUCGCAAGGAGUCACAUCCUUGACAAUUUCAUCAAGACCAACCAAGGCAAGACCUCUCCUGAACUGGAGCAGGAGUUUUCCCAGGGAGCCAGCUUGUUCCUGGUUCGCCUGACGACCUGGCUGAGACUCAUCUAUAUGACUGGCUCCUGUUUAGAUAAGCUUCUACAGUCUAUUGGCAUCUUCUUGUCAGCUGUGAGCAGUAAUCGGUACCUUAUAGAAUUUCUUGAAGUUGGAGGCGUCCUAACACUCUUGGAAAUACUUGGGCUGGAGGAGAUCAAGGAGGAGGACAAGAAGGAAUCCAUCAAGCUACUUCAGGUUAUUGCAAACUAUGGCAGGAAGUACAAGGAGCUCAUCUGUGAAAGCUAUGGCGUGAGAUCCAUAGCAGAAUUCUUGGCAAAGUCGAAAUCCGAAGAGACCCAGGAAGAAGUGCAGGUUCUGUUGGAUUCUUUGGUCCACGGAAAUCCCAAGUACCAGAACCAAGUAUACAAAGGUCUGAUAGCUUUGCUGCCCUGUGCGUCACCUAAAGCUCAGCAGCUGUCCCUGCAGACUCUCAGAACUGCGCAGUCAAUCAUUGGAACCACCCACCCCAGCAUCGUGGAGUGCGUCCUGAAGGUGCUGCGCACGAUGCACCUGGAAGUCCAGUAUGAAGUGGGCUUUGAACAGGCUGUGAUGAAAGAGCAACUCGCCAAAUGUAUUCUCACUCCUGCCCGCUGGAAAAGGAGGCAAACCUGUGCGUGGACGCUCCCUGAAGCACACUUCUCACACGUGGCCAGCAGGUGGCAGUCGCGUGGAAGUGAAGACCCAGAACUGGGACUCGGGUUUCCCAAGGCUCUAGGAGCAAAAAAAUUACCCCAGAUCCAGCAGGACUGUGGUGUUGCCUCCCCAGCUUCUCCCACACACACCUUGCACGGUAAAAAGGUGCUAGGAAAAGUGCAGGAAGGGGAUGGGGGUAAAAGGAAGCGACUUGGUUCAAGGGGGUCUUUGCUUGCUUGGUGGGGACGGGGGCGGUUGGAGCAUCAGGCCUCCCCAGGGCCUCUGCCCUUCAACAGCCAUCGAGCUGAUCAGGACCUGGUCAACUACGACGUGUGCCAGGCGCUGCUCAAGGGCCUGGUGGAGCUGCUGAUACCGUCCGUCAGGGAGACCAGAAAACUGCAGCCCAAAAUCCCUUCAGACUCCUUGGUUCCCCAGCUCACCGCCCACCUGCCGGUGUUCUUGCAGCAGGCCGCGGCGGCCAAAGCCAUCGGGGUCCUGGCGCGCAGCAACACAAGCAUCGCGGAGGAGAUGCUGCACCUGCGCGUGGUGCACAGCCUGUUGGCCGCCAUGGGCAACUCAGACCACUGCAACAGCCAGCGGCAGGCCAGCCUCACGCUGGAGUACUUCGUGCAGAUGUUCCCGGUGGUGGAGGAGAAUGUCCGCCGGUCCAUGGGAGAGGAGCUCUACCAGCUCUUCCUCAGCAAUGCCGAGGACUUGUACAUGAAAAUAGAUAGCAUUCAGGCGGACAUCUUGGCGGCCAACAAAGUCAAUGUUUCCAAAGUAUUACACCAAAGUGGCGUCCCCCGCAGCAACACGACCUUUUAUCUUGAAGCUCAUGACAAGGAUCAGCUGGAUUACAUCUCAUUCUUCCAGAAGGAGGAUAUGGAGGGAAAGGAGUAACGGAGCCUCUGAGGCAAUCCAGAAAGGUCCAGGCGGUGUUUCAGGAAGCCUGGGAGAAGGAUCCUGGGGUCACGCUCACGGUGACCCCACUGGCCCUAGGUGGGAGGCUGA
Molecule: messenger RNA, 2105 nt
Organism: Mustela erminea (ermine)
Lineage: Eukaryota; Metazoa; Chordata; Mammalia; Carnivora; Mustelidae
Gene: ARMH1
Product: armadillo like helical domain containing 1
Exons: 15
Coding region: 267-1994 (575 amino acids)
Source: RefSeq, a predicted model, not a curated record